AGGCCUGAGGGUGUCGUAACUGAAAACUGUCCUUUCAGUCCUCAUAUGUGGUAAUUCUAAGCUCACAGUGUUAAAGGGAAGGAAAUGACUAGUUAGAGACUGCAUUCCAGUAGCAGGGCCGCUGAAGUAAAGACCUGAGUGUGGAACGUGGAGCCGUUAGAACAAUGAGUAUCACCUUCCUCUUGCCCAUUGUUUUCCUAUCAGCUACACACGCUUCAAUUAGUGGACCAGAAGAAAAAACUGCACAAAUGGGAGGAUCAGUCGAAAUCAAAUGCAGAUAUGACACAUAUUUUAGAGAUUAUCAGAAAUACUGGUGCAAAGGCUACUACAGGAAACACUGUACUGUUUUAGUACAAACUAAUGGCCCUGAAAGGAAAAGUCAUGACAACAGAAUAAAAAUUACAGCUGAUAAUGCAAAAGGACAACUUACAGUACAUAUGAACCAGAUAACAGCAAACGAUAAGGGAUGGUACUGGUGUGGAAUAGAUAGACCUCAUCUUCUGGAUCCAAUGUCUCCCGUACAACUUAAAGUUUAUGAAAGUCGAAAGGGUUAUACUAAGGACAAGGAAAGACUAAGACUUUUCCUAACGCUCGGAAUAAUCUUUGGAAUUCUGAUGGUGAUGUUUCUCGGGCUUGUGAUACUAGUUGUCAAAAAAAUAAGAAAGCACAAAGAUGAUGAUGGCAGAGAGAAGGAAUCAACAAUAGAAAAUUCUAUCCCAAAGUCAAACUCUGUGUUGUCAAAGGAGUUGGAAGAAGGAGUUACCUAUGCCAGUGUGACGAUUCAGCCCAAUAAUCAUCCUCAGGACGAAUCUGCUGCCCUCGAAAAGCUGAAAACCUCCAACAGUCAGGACGCAAUCAAGCCAGCUGUUGCCGAGCCUCCUGCUUCAGAACCAACAGAGUAUUCAACAGUUGUAUUCAAAAAGUCCAUGAAUUCUGUCUUUCAGACAGGAAGGAGACCACAGAUUCAGAGUAAAACCAGACCGCACAUAAGGCAUUCUGUCCACAAUAUUGGCCAGACCCUUUUAAUCAUGAAAGUAAUUGAAUUUAUUAUCAUCCUCAUUGCAGUUUCAUUAUCGGGAUCGCAUGGACUCACGGCACCCAGCGAGGUGAACGGAAGGUUAGGAGGGACCAUCACUGUGAACUGCCAGUACAACAUAGCAAGUAACUGGAAUUCUGAGAAGUAUUGGUGUAAAGGAAAUAUGCGUAUUUCAUGCACCGUGUUGGCAUCCACUACAGAAGUACAGCAGGAAAGAUCCAGUAGACUGUUCAUUAUGGACAAUCAAACCAUUGGAAUAUUUUCAGUAAAAAUGCAGCAAUUAACACUGGAAGACGCAGGAUGGUAUUGGUGUGGGAUAACAAGGGUGGGCAAAGAUGAAAUGACUUGUGUUAAAUUGAAUGUUCUCACAGCUGGAUUAACUGGGCUAAGGCAAGUGCAUGGGACCUUAGGAGACACUGUCACUGUACAAUGUCAGUAUCCAGUGUCAUAUUACAAGAACCAUGAAAAAUACCUGUGUAAGGGAUCAGACCGCAAAUCGUGUAUUGUGAUAACUGGAAUGCAAAAACAGAAUCCAAACAGCAGUGGAAGGAUAAUUGCUAUGGAUAACCAAACCACUGGGAUGUUUGCAGUGACCAUCACCCAACUAUCUAUGGAGGAUGAGGGAAUUUACUGGUGUGGAGUAACAACCUUUGGAUAUGACAGAAUGGACCCUUUACAACUGAUCAUUUUUGAAUCUCCUACAACAACAGUACCGCCUGCUGAAUCUCAGAGAACAAUCACCUUCAAAAGUGAAAGCGCUUCAAAUUUUUCCAUCAUAGCGAUACCUGCGCUUGGAAUUAUGGUUGCACUGUCCCUUGUUGUCGCUGUCUUUGCCACAAGAUACAGAAAGAAGACUGCAGUUGGUGAAAAAGAAUUAAAACCUACCAAGGAAGAUUCUAACCCCGUUUAUACUGAUCUGUCUUUCAGAGAUUAUGGUGAAGAUAUCACCUAUGACAUAGAAACAAGCAAAUCCCUCAGUUGGACACAAGACUUUCCUACUUAUAUUUGUGAAAAGCAAAACUAUGAUCAGAAGGAGGCCAUCUAAUUAACAAGUACAGCUAAUUCAGGAGAAUGGGUUCAAUGAUCUACACUUGGAUUUCAAUAUUGCUUGUCUUAUCAAUACUUUAUGUUCUCAUAACUAGCAUCAUAAAGACAGUCUGAAGGUUUCAUUCUAAUCAAUGUUUUCAUCCUCAUCUACAGUUUCAGUUCUGUUGCCUGGGGGGGUCUGCAAGAAAUGCUGAGAUUGUUGCAGUCAUUAACAGACUGUUGCCUCGCAGUCCUUUGUCUAUUACUAGUAAAUCCUUAAUAAAAUAGACUAAAGUCUAUGCUCAAAUUCCAGACAGAGAAAUACCACAUGGACAAAUUGUAUACUCAUCCAGUGAUACCCCUGACAGUGAUUUCUAUGUAAAUUGUCUCCUCCUGCCUUUAUAAAUUCAUUUUUAUA
Molecule: messenger RNA, 2480 nt
Organism: Stegostoma tigrinum
Lineage: Eukaryota; Metazoa; Chordata; Chondrichthyes; Orectolobiformes; Stegostomatidae
Product: polymeric immunoglobulin receptor-like
Exons: 13
Coding region: 165-2081 (638 amino acids)
Source: RefSeq, a predicted model, not a curated record